Messenger RNA from Rhagoletis zephyria (snowberry fruit fly), 1530 nucleotides. It is a transcript of the gene Arp10, whose product is annotated as Actin-related protein 10. NCBI's taxonomy places the organism in Eukaryota, Metazoa, Arthropoda, Insecta, Diptera, Tephritidae. The record is from RefSeq and is a predicted model, not a curated record.
GUAAAUACUCGUAUUUACUUGUAUCGGAACAUCCCUAAGCUCUAGUAGCACAUCAAAACAUACUCUUCCUGGAUGAAGUCAUUUCUGCAGUAGUUUUCUUCAGUUUUAUUCAUUCAGGAUUAGCCCAGAAAAAUGCCGCUUUAUGAAACAGUAAUGCAGGAGAAACCACCUGUAGUUCUAGACAUCGGAACUGCAUAUACCAAGCUGGGUUUUGCUGCAGAGGCUUAUCCACGUAAGAUCAUACGGACAGAGGUCAUACUCUCCAGUAGUGGCCAAACAAAAGCUUUAUUAGAAUAUGCUAGCACAAGUGAUUUAUACGAUCAAUUUGUUGAUUACUUGCAAAUGAUUUUCUUCAAGCACUUGCUUGUUAUACCAAAAGAGCGGAAGAUAGUGAUUGUCGAGAAUGUGCUGGGACAAACAUUAAUACGUGAAACUCUCGCGCGUGUUUUGUUUCGCCAUUUUGAGGUGUCAUCUAUUAUGUACGUGCCUUCGCAUAUGAUUGCACUGGCCACACUCGCUGUACCUACCGGCGUUGUGGUUGACAUCGGCUAUUCUGAAACGACUGUGAUGCCAGUUUACUGCCGCGUUCAAAUCCUACAAGCAUUCCAAGAUCAAGCUUACGGAGGACGCGCUAUACAUGCAGAAAUCAAACGACAGCUUUUGGAAGCAGGUGUGAAAGAAAAAUAUCUUACUGAGUCUGUAUUAGAAGAUAUAAAGGUGCGUACCUGCUUCGUAACGAAUUUCAAACGAGCCAAGGCCUACCGCAGCAGUCAAACACCAGAGCCACCUCCCAGCGUGGAAUACCCGAUCAACGGCGAAGAGAUUAUCAGUAUACCAGGGCGACUUCGUGAAACGGCUUAUGAAAUAAUGUUUGAAGAGAAUAAUGAUCGUGAUAGUCUACCACAUUUGAUAUUGCGCGCGAUACUUAGUUGUCCAAUGGAUGUUCGACGCUCAUUAAUCGAAAGUAUUUUUGUGGUAGGAGGUGGCGCUAUUAUUAUGGGAUUGCUGUCACGUCUAAGAGCCGAAAUGCAGUAUUUAGCAGAAAAGGAUGAAGAAUACAAUAAGAAACUAUGUGGCGAUAUCAAAUUUAAAUUUCAUAAAACAAUCGGGAGAGAAAACUUUACAGCCUGGCUGGGCGGCUCGCUUUGCGGCGGUACUGAUCUCAUACAAACGCAUUCGCUUACCAAGGAAGCAUACGUGAAGAGUGAUCGCGUACCAGACUGGAUUAGCUUAGCAGAUAAACGUUCGACAGGAUCAUAAGCCAAAGUAAAACAGUUGAAUUUCUAACGUUCUACAAUCCGUACUCGCAUACUAAAUUAGGCAUACAUCAUUAUUUAAUAGAACACAUCGCACAUCUUCAAAAGAGGCACAACUGAAAAAUCAGAUCCGAAAAUAUAACCAUUAUACAAAAACAAGUACAACAGUAGUUUUAUAGUUAGAGAAUAUCGAGCCCUAACGCCCAAAAUAACGUAAGCAACAUUUUUUUCAAAAUUUCAGAAAUAUUCCUAGAGCAUAUAGAUGCAUUUCUGC